AAAUUGCCGAUUUUUAACGAGUAGUAAAUCGGAGAGACAGUCCUUUUACAGACUUGGUCCCGUCCCACUGAGAAUAAUAAGUCUUGGUUGGUAAAUCUGUUUGGACGCCAUAUUUGUGAAUCUUGGCGGACAAAGGUUCUAAUCCGAGAAACAAUGGCGCAAAUUUCUGAUACGACAGGUUUAGCCGAAUUAGCACAUCGUGAAUACCAAGCAGGAGAUUAUGAUAGUGCUGAACAACACUGUAUGCAACUAUGGAGGCAGGAGUCAGACAACACUGGUGUAUUAUUACUCUUGUCUUCUAUACACUUCCAGUGUAGAAGAUUAGAAAAAUCAGCUUAUUUUAGUCAACUAGCUAUAAAACAGAAUCCAAUGUUAGCUGAAGCAUAUUCAAAUUUAGGCAAUGUCUACAAAGAACGAGCUCAGUUGCAAGACGCUUUGGAAAAUUACCGCCAUGCUGUUCGGUUAAAACCUGAUUUCAUUGAUGGCUAUAUCAAUCUAGCAGCUGCCUUGGUCGCCGCUGGAGACAUGGAGCAAGCAGUGCAGGCGUACGUUACAGCAUUACAGUAUAAUCCUGAUUUGUAUUGUGUACGGAGUGACCUGGGUAACUUGCUCAAGGCAUUGGGGCGAUUGGAUGAGGCAAAGGCAUGUUACCUGAAAGCUAUUGAGACACAACCAAAUUUUGCUGUUGCCUGGAGUAAUCUGGGCUGUGUUUUCAAUGCCCAAGGAGAAAUCUGGUUAGCAAUUCAUCACUUUGAUAAGGCUGUGGCUUUGGAUCCUAAUUUUCUGGAUGCCUACAUCAAUUUAGGAAAUGUCCUAAAGGAGGCUCGGAUAUUUGAUAGAGCUGUAGCUGCAUAUCUCAGAGCAUUAAACCUCAGUCCUAAUCAUGCAGUUGUUCAUGGCAAUCUGGCUUGUGUAUAUUAUGAACAAGGUUUGAUUGACCUAGCAAUUGACACCUACAAACGAGCUAUUGAACUACAGCCCAAUUUUCCAGAUGCUUAUUGUAACCUAGCCAAUGCACUGAAGGAGAAGGGUAAAGUAAGGAAGGUUGCUGAAGCCGAGGAAUGCUACAACACAGCAUUAAAAUUGUGUCCCACUCAUGCAGACUCUCUCAAUAACCUGGCUAAUAUCAAACGAGAACAGGGUAACACAGAAGAAGCUGUACGUCUGUACCUCAAAGCUUUGGAAGUGUAUCCUGAAUUUGCAGUUGCACAUUCAAAUCUUGCAAGUGUUUUGCAACAGCAAGGUAAACUCCAUGAAGCCCUCAUGCAUUAUAAAGAAGCAAUACGAAUUUCUCCCACAUUUGCUGAUGCCUAUUCGAACAUGGGCAACACACUGAAAGAAAUGCAAGACAUACAAGGAGCAUUGCAAUGUUAUACCCGAGCUAUUCAAAUUAACCCUGCCUUUGCUGAUGCCCACAGCAAUCUAGCAUCUAUACACAAGGAUUCUGGUAACAUUCCUGAAGCUAUUGCAUCUUAUAGGACAGCUUUGAAGUUGAAGCCGGAUUUUCCUGAUGCAUACUGCAAUCUUGCUCACUGUUUACAGAUUGUUUGCGAUUGGACUGAUUACGACAACCGUAUGAAACGCCUUGUUCAAAUUGUUCAGGACCAAUUAGAAAAGAAUCGACUUCCUUCUGUCCAUCCUCAUCAUAGUAUGCUUUAUCCUCUCUCUCAUUCUGUUAGGAAAGCUAUUGCAUCACGGCAUGCUAACCUUUGUUUGGAAAAGAUUAAUGUAUUACAUAAACCACCCUACCAGCAUUCCAAAGUUCUUUCUCCGGAUGGCCGUCUACGUAUUGGUUAUGUCAGCUCUGAUUUUGGCAAUCAUCCAACUUCUCAUUUAAUGCAAAGUGUUCCUGGUAUGCACGAACGUAAUAAAGUGGAAAUAUUUUGUUAUUCAUUGAGUCCAGAUGAUGGAACUACGUUCCGAGCUAAAAUAGGAAAAGAAGCUGAACAUUUUGUAGAUUUAUCACAGAUACCAUGCAAUGGGAAAGCUGCCGACAGAAUAUAUGCAGAUGGAAUCCACAUUCUCAUUAAUAUGAAUGGUUAUACAAAAGGAGCUCGCAAUGAGCUGUUUGCCCUCCGCCCAGCUCCAAUCCAGGUAAUGUGGCUUGGUUAUCCUGGAACAAGUGGAGCUCCUUUCAUGGACUACAUUAUUACAGAUGCAGUAACGUCUCCUCUCUACUUGGCUAAUCAAUAUUCAGAAAAGUUGGCAUAUAUGCCAAAUACGUUUUUUAUUGGUGACCACCGGCACAUGUUUCAGCAUUUAGUUGAGCGUGUUGUUAUAGAAACAAAGGACGGUAAAGUAGCUGACAAUAUUCAAAUUAUCAAUGGUACAAAUUUGGAACCUUUAAAGUCUGCAGCUGAAAUAAAAAUGGGUGAAAACGAGAUGAAUAAGAAAAUUACUCCAAAUGAGACCAAUGAUGUAAAAUCUAAUGGUACACAAAUUGCUUCUGCUGUUUUGGAGAAUCCAGUCACCACUGUGAUGCAAAAUCUAAUUAAGACUGAAGUUGCUUCAACAUGCAUUAAUGGAAUUAUUGUACAAAAUGGAUUAACCUCGAGCCAAAUGAAUAAAUUGUUAUUUCAGACUAACAACAAAGCUGCUACAGGUGAGGAAGUUCCUGAAAACAUAAUGUUAACUGCACGGUCACAGUAUGGACUACCGGAAGAUGCUGUCGUUUAUUGCAAUUUCAACCAACUGUACAAGAUAGACCCAUCAACAUUAGACAUGUGGGUAGAUAUCUUGAAAAGUGUGUCAAACAGUGUGUUGUGGUUACUGCGUUUCCCUGCUGUUGGUGAGCCAAAUAUUAUUCAGGCAGCCACCAGUCGAGGACUUUCUGCUGGACGAAUUAUAUUUUCCCAUGUUGCUCCGAAGGAAGAACAUGUACGUCGAGGACAACUUGCAGAUGUUUGUUUAGAUACCCCCUUGUGCAAUGGUCAUACUACGGGCAUGGAUGUUUUAUGGGCUGGAACACCAAUGGUAACAUUACCAGGUGAGACAUUAGCAUCUCGUGUGGCUGCUUCUCAAUUACACACUUUGGGUUGUCCUGAACUGGUUGCAAAAUCUAAGGAAGAUUAUAUACAUAUUGCUGUUCGCUUAGGAACUGAUCGGGAAUACUUGAAAUCUGUGCGAGCAACAGUGUGGAAAGCGAGGACAAGCAGCCCAUUGUUUAACACAAAACUCUAUGCCAGUCAUCUUGAAAAGUUGUAUACUCGUAUGUGGGAGAAAUACGAACGCAAUCAGUCGCCUGCUCAUUUAGUUGAACCUUGGAGUUGAAGCUAGAUUUGUUUUGUUUGAAUUUUUGUUUUAACAUUUUUUUCCUCUCAUCAGCCACCAAAAGAGGUGGUGGCA
Messenger RNA from Octopus sinensis (East Asian common octopus), 3345 nucleotides. RefSeq names its product UDP-N-acetylglucosamine--peptide N-acetylglucosaminyltransferase 110 kDa subunit. Bases 154 to 3270 code for a protein of 1038 amino acids. NCBI's taxonomy places the organism in Eukaryota, Metazoa, Mollusca, Cephalopoda, Octopoda, Octopodidae. Gene Ontology annotation, molecular function: protein binding; protein N-acetylglucosaminyltransferase activity. The record is from RefSeq and is a predicted model, not a curated record. Gene Ontology annotation, biological process: protein O-linked glycosylation. The transcript has 22 exons.